This is a messenger RNA of Eruca vesicaria subsp. sativa (arugula), 471 nucleotides long. The record is from the annotation of a GenBank genome assembly. Lineage: Eukaryota; Viridiplantae; Streptophyta; Magnoliopsida; Brassicales; Brassicaceae.
AUGGCCGUCGCCUUAGAUCGAAGCGGUUAUCGUUUUCUCUGGUCGCUCCGCGCAUCACCGAAUAUAUUGACGGAGGAGCUCGAUGACUACGCGAAUCUGGAGGAGAUUCUCCCAGAGGGAUUCUUGGAUCAGACGUCGGAUAGAGGGAAGGUGAUCGGGUGGGCUCCACAAGUGGUGGUUCUAGCGAAGCCGGCGAUUGGUGGAUUUGUUACUCAUUUUGAAUGGAUCUCAAUGCUUGAGAGCUUAUGGUUUGGCGUUCCGAUGGUGAUGUGGCCGUUAUAUGCGGAGCAGAAGGUGAAUGCGUUCGAGAUGGUGGAGGAGAUGGGAUUGGCGGUGGGGAUACAGAGGUUUAUUAAGGGAGAUUUGUUGGAGGGUGAGAUGGAGACGGUUACGGCUGAGGAGCUAAAGAGAGCGAUAAGGAGUGUGAUGGAGGAAGAUAGUGACGUCAGGAACAGAAGAGAGAGAAACUGA